AUGGGAGAUAUUCUUCAUGGAGCAUAUGGUGACCUUGGCCAUGUCACCAAUAAUGUGGCAGAAAUCAGAGCUUUAGAGGCAGGAUUGAAUCUAUGUGUACAAAAAGGACUCUCCAAAAUCAUCAUUGAGGGAGACUCACAGAUUGUUAUAAAUGGGAUAAUCAAAUCAUAUUUUCACAGUUGGAAUUUGGAAAAAUGGCUUCCUCAAAUUAACCAGCUACUCAGCUCGAUUGGAACUUACGAUAUCAAUCAUGUAUACAGAGAAGGGAAUCGGUUGGCAGACCAUCUAGCAAAUCUGGGAGUUGAAUGCAAUAAUGAAAUUGUCACAUUUGACAAAUGCUCGAUGACAGAAAGUAUUAUUGAGCUGAGCAAGAUGGAUUCUUCAUGCAAAGGCAUCGGUUAA
Cryptomeria japonica (Japanese cedar) is the source of this 402-nucleotide messenger RNA. RefSeq lists its product as uncharacterized. The transcript has a single exon. The coding region runs from base 1 to 402 and encodes 133 amino acids. Lineage: Eukaryota; Viridiplantae; Streptophyta; Pinopsida; Cupressales; Cupressaceae. The record is from RefSeq and is a predicted model, not a curated record. Gene Ontology annotation, molecular function: nucleic acid binding; RNA-DNA hybrid ribonuclease activity.